GACUAGAUCUGUUAAUAUAUUAUAAUUUCAUCAUACUAUAUUGAUAUUGUGAUUUUAAAUUUUUGUAAGAUAAUGCUUAUUGUUGGUGCUUAAGAUCGUUAUUGGAGAUAUGAGCUCCUUACUUUUCCUUAUGUUAGCUUCCUCCCUUGCUGAUGGAUUAAAAAGAAAUGUUGAAACUGAAAUGAAGCCUAAAAAUGAAACUGCUCUUCAAAAGACACCUGGUAUCUGUUUAACUCCUGGCUGUGUAAAAGCUGCUUCAACUGUUAUAGAGAUGAUAGAUAAAGAAGUGGAUCCUUGCACUGACUUCUUUGAGUUUGCAUGUGGAAACUUUCAUAAAAAGACAAUAAUUCCAGACCAUCAAACUCAUACAGGUACAUUUACUAUGCUUGGUGAUAAGCUUAAUGAACAGCUCAGAAUACUGUUUGAGUCUACCCCUGAGCCUAAUGAACCAAAAAUAUUCAAGUCUGUGCGCAAUUACUACAAUAGUUGCAUGGAUCAGGAUCGUAUAGAGAAGUCAGGUAAAAAGACCUUGCUAAAGCUGGUGGAUAAACUUGGAGGCUGGCCAGUUCUAGAAGGAGAUAAAUGGGAGAAAAAGAAGUUUUCAUGGCAUGAGUUUGAUGUCAGAGCACAUCGCAUGGGACUUGUUGUUGGAAGUAUUCUGAUGUUCAAAGUUGACACAGACUAUGACAACAGCAGCUUAAGAAUAUUUGAAAUUGAUCAGCCUGAGUUUGGACUAGACAAAGAAUAUUUACAAAAUGGAUUUAAGGACAAAGAUGUUCAAGCAUACUACAGGUACAUGGUGAAUAUUGCUGUGCAUUAUGGGGCUAAGAGAAAAACUGCAAAAAAAGAGCUUAAAGAGUCCUUGUUGUUUGAAAUAUUAUUAGCCACACUUAGCAUACCAAAGGAACAGAGAAGAAAUUCUACAGCUUUAAACAAUAAGAUGCCAGUUAAGGAGGCAAAUAAAAUGUAUCCCGGAUUUGACUGGACAAAGCACAUCAACAAUGUGUAUCGUGAGCUGGAAACCCCACUCAAGUCUAAAGAAUUGAUCAAUGUUGCUGUACCAUCAUAUGUUAAAGAGUUAGCAAAGUACUUGCCUAGAGUACGAGCCCGAGUACAAGCAAACUAUCUAGUCUGGAGGGCCUUAAUGAGUUUGAUGCUAUUUAAUGAUAAGACUGCCCAGAAUAUUGAACUAGAAUAUUGCAAACUCCUUACAGGGAAAAAAGUUAUACCACCCAGAUGGGAAACCUGUACAAAGGUGACAGCUGGACUUGAAGCGAUUGGGAGUACAACUUUAUACAAAUGGGACGGUUCUCUAACAAAUGCAGUUGGUGCAAUGUAUGCAAAGAAGUACUUUCCAGAAAGCAGUAAAAAAAUUGCUGAUGACAUGGUUACUAAUAUCAGGAAAGAGUUUAAGAUAUUGUUGGAUGAGCUUGAUUGGAUGGAUGAUAUUACAAGAAAGAAGGCCCAAGUCAAGGUGGACAAGAUGACACCUCACAUUGGAUAUGCCAAGGAGAUCUUAGAUAACAACCUCAUCAAUGAGUUUUAUAAAGGAUUGGAGAUGUCUUCAGAUAGUUUUCUGGUAAACCAUCUGACUCAUAUGAACUUUAUUAAGAAGUACUAUGCAAAGCAGUUUAGGAACAUUAUUGAUCCUCGCAGCUGGGAGGAACAUGGAGGAGCUGCUAUUGUAAAUGCAUUUUAUGAUUCUCAAGAAAACAGCAUAAAAUUCCCGGCAGGCAUACUAGAUGGCGUUUAUUUUCAGGAUGACCGCCCCAAAUAUAUGAAUUAUGGUGCUAUUGGUAUGGUAGUUGGACAUGAGAUCACACAUGGGUUUGAUGACCAGGGUAGUCAAAAGGAUGGUGAUGGAAACCUUGUUAACUGGUGGGAACCAGAGACUAAGAAAAAAUACCUUAAGAGAGCCCAAUGCAUUAUUGACCAAUAUGGAAACUAUACGGUUAAUGUUGGUGGCAAAGUCAUGAAUCUAAAUGGAAUAAACACACAAGGAGAGAAUGUUGCAGAUAAUGGAGGGUUUAAGGAGGCAUACAGAGCAUAUAUGCGCUUGGUAAAAAGGGAAGGGGAGGAACCCUCCUUACCUGGUUUACCCUAUACUCCUCGUCAGCUGUUCUGGAUCUCAGGAGCAGCCCCCUGGUGCACAGUUAUGCGGGAAGAGAAGUUAAAAAACUAUGUUCUUACUGAUUAUCAUUCCCCAAUGAGGUUUCGAGUAAACGGAUCUCUCAGAAAUUUGAAAGAGUUCUCAAGAGAUUGGAAUUGUCCAUCAAGGUCUCCAAUGAACCCUGUAAAGAAAUGUAAAGUGUGGUGAUUAAAAAUUAAUAAAUGUUUUUUGGAAAA
This is a messenger RNA of Eurytemora carolleeae, 2346 nucleotides long. RefSeq names its product neprilysin-2. The record is from RefSeq and is a predicted model, not a curated record. Gene Ontology annotation, biological process: protein processing. Gene Ontology annotation, molecular function: metalloendopeptidase activity. The transcript is spliced from 23 exons. Lineage: Eukaryota; Metazoa; Arthropoda; Copepoda; Calanoida; Temoridae. Gene Ontology annotation, cellular component: plasma membrane. Bases 110 to 2317 code for a protein of 735 amino acids.